AUCUACGUGUGAAGAGGCUUGUCACAUCAACACCUCCUCCUCCUCCUUCUCCUCCUCCUCCUCCUUCUUCACACUCGCGACUUCUCUGCACCACCUUCAUGUCUCGUCACACAGAUACAUAGGCUCUUCCCUCUCCGUCCAGCGGUCACCUCACCAAGACGCUCAGCUGACUCGCACCUUGACUGGCGCUUGUCCCCGCUACUCGAGCCAUCGCCCGUCAUUCAGCGGCUACUCUGCCUCAGCACUCAUCCUUUAGGUGCCGCACGCCCGCAGCUCCACCCAGCGCUUUUCCUUCCCCUCUCGCAGUUAGGUCGGUGCAGCGCGACAGUGUGCGCCAUGCCUAGACCUAAGCGAUCAGUUGCGAACAGCGCAGCUUCCGCUCCUGUGACGACGACGACGAAGACAACCCCUCCUCGUCAAGUCAAACCUGGCUCCUUACCACCCACCCCACCGGCAUCGGAGAUGAAGCAGAUGCUCGACACGGCAUCCAGCAGCGCAAGCACGGGGCGCCGCGGCGCAUCACGCGCAUCCAGGGGCAAGGCGGUGAAGGAGGAGGUGGAGCAAGUGGAGCAAGCGGCUGAGAGGCAGACGACGGGCAAAGACGGCGACAGCGCCGCACCUUCGUCGCCUAGCAAGCAGACGCAAUCGGAGAAGAAGCUGAAUCUGUUGAGGAACUCGUUGGACACUGGUCCCUUUCCUAAUCACGUGGCCCCAACGUCGGAGCAGGCUUGGGAGGUGGCCCACGUGCUCAGAGAGUGGCACGGAUACAAGGACAUUCCACGCAAGACCACAAAUAUGCACAGGGAGGACAAGUUUGGUGGUUGCGGCAACGUUCCAAAUGUGCUGGACGCCCUGAUCAGAACGGUCAUGUCGUGCAACACAAGCAGCAAGAACAGCACAGCAGCUCACAAGGCCAUGUGCGAAGCUUAUGGCAGCAAAAACUUUCAAGCGCUAUUGGAUGCUCCCCACGCUCAGUUGGCAGAAGUGAUACGCUGCGGUGGAUUGCAUGACAGAAAAGCUAGGAUCAUCCAAGGGAUACUUCGACGCACCUCGGAACUGCACGGUGUACUCUCGCUGGAUCAUUUACACUCUGCUCCUGCUCGACAAGUCAUGGAGGAGCUGGUCGCUUUUGACGGCGUUGGUCCAAAGGUCGCAAGCUGCUGCAGUGCCUUUUGCAUCGGCAACGACGAGAUGGCCGUCGAUACGCACGUAUACAGGCUUUCCAAAGCGCUUGGGUGGGUGCCUGACAAGGCCACUCGAGAUCAGACUUAUUUUCAUCUCGCGGAACGUCUACCUUCCGAGCUCAAGUACGGUCUGCACGUCUUGCUCAUCAGACACGGCAAGAGCUGCGCCAACUGCAGCGCAAAGGGCUUUGCGACGGAUCAGAGGGCGCGGCGACAAGAUUCGGAGGAUGCUGACGAGACGGGCGCUAGGGAUGACAGCAAAACCAACGUUGCCAUCAAGAAAGAGGAAAGCGGCACACAAGAGCUUGCCAUCAAAGCAGAGACCGAAGAUGCAGGCGGGGUAGAUGAGCAAAGGGACGCGAAAGAACAAGUGCGAGAAGUCAAGGAAGAAGCAGACAAGGAACACAAGGCUCCAGCUGCUCUGCAAUCCGAUGUGUGCCCACUGAAAGCUGCUGGACUGCUUGGCAAAGGCAAGAGCCGCGUCAAGAAGAGCCAAGCUUCUCCACCAGCUGAAACGCAUGCAUCUCCGGGCACUGCUGACGCGACAGGCAAGCGCAGAGGCAGGCCAAAGAAGGAGAGUGCGCCGGAGGACUCUACACCGGCAAGACGCUCAAAAAGACAAAGGGUCUGAAUGUUGCCAUUGAAGCCUACCGUCUCGAUGCUCGCAAUGCGACACAUUUUGCUACCUGGUGAUGGUCACUCGGAAGCCUUUGAAAUAGACUGCUUGCGGCCGAGGCGUGGCCCAUUCGCUAGCGCGCAGAGAAGGAGGGGUUGUUGUCAGUCAGGAGAAUUGUGCCGCGUUCGUAUCCAGAAGCAAUCCAACUCACUCUCCGUGACCACCAAAGAAGCUGUGCGGGAGAGGCGAGUCAAUACGAACUGCGACGGCGCGGAUGAUGUUCGCAGCAGCGGAUCGAACGACCUUAUAUCCAAAGGUGCCACUCACGUAGAAAAGAAUAGACCCUUGUGCGCAGCGGGAAAAGCGACUCGAUCGAAAUGCAGCACCUGACGACCAUUACUG
Ceraceosorus guamensis is the source of this 2202-nucleotide messenger RNA. Its product is annotated as DNA glycosylase. Lineage: Eukaryota; Fungi; Basidiomycota; Exobasidiomycetes; Ceraceosorales; Ceraceosoraceae. Gene Ontology annotation, biological process: base-excision repair. The transcript is spliced from 4 exons. The coding region runs from base 337 to 1815 and encodes 492 amino acids. Gene Ontology annotation, molecular function: catalytic activity. The record is from RefSeq and is a predicted model, not a curated record.